AUGCAGAAAUUAUUCGCUAUUUUUCACGGAUACAUCCUGGUCUUGGGCCUGACCUCCUAUAGACUUGUAAACGGCAGGUUCCUACAGACUAGGCUAACGAAGACUUAUGCUUGGAUUGUAAACCUUGGCCUUUUGACAGCGCUACCCUAUUGCCUCUGGGGAGUAGCCAACUACCUUUCGGCAUUACCCCUACUUCCGCGCUUCAUAAAAAUAGCCCCAUAUGUCUUGAAUUCGAUCAACUAUGUCGUAAUCGUGUACACAAUGGCCUUGCGUGGCCAGCGGGAUAGGAUUAUCUUGGACAUGCACAAGUUAAUCACUCAGGUGAAUCGUGAGAUGGCUAGAUCGGGAAAGAAAACGAGCUCAAAACUUUGGGGACUGCUCUACUCGAAGAUUGCUGGAGUUGUGUACACUGCGCUGAGUCAUUUGAUGUCAAGUUUCAUCUACGGAAUGCCUCUGGAAUUUUGUUUCAAGCCGCGCAUUUCAUCGUUAAUAGUGAACAUCGGUUCGAACUUGAUAGUGGCCAACGUAUUCCUAUACUUUCUAGCAUUCUGGCACAUUGCCCGAGGCUAUGAUUUCAUCAAUCAGCGCAUAAAGGAGCUCAUUCCUCACUCAGAGUCUAAGAAGAAGGAACUUUCACGUCUGUGGGCAUUGCACUUCAAGCUUAGCCGAGCAGCCAAACGGAUACAUGAUUUCUUUGGCCCUCAGCUGCUGGCUGGUCGAUUCAACUACUUUAUCGUUUCCGUAGUUAAUAGUUUCUUGGGCAUUCUUUUCUGGAAAGACGGCACUACUCCCAGUAUUUUUCUGUACCUCUGGGUCAUCUUCUUUGCAAUGCGUACAUUUGGCUCCUUUCUGAUCGACUAUAUAGUGGGCCUAGCGACUGAAUAUCAGAGUAAACGUAGAGACUUGGUCACCGAAGAGGACACUAUGUCCAAGGAGACAAGUGCCUAUAUCAUAUACGAAAGCACCAUGAAGCUUGACUUGAAGAUUUGUGGACUCUUUACGGUCAAUCAAGUGACUUGGCUCCAGAUGAUGGAAUUAAUACUUAGCUUCUUUAUCGUCUUGCUGCAGUUUCAUCUGGUUUUGGGCACUAAAUAG
Molecule: messenger RNA, 1095 nt
Organism: Drosophila kikkawai
Lineage: Eukaryota; Metazoa; Arthropoda; Insecta; Diptera; Drosophilidae
Product: putative gustatory receptor 59b
Biological process (GO): sensory perception of taste
Cellular component (GO): membrane
Source: RefSeq, a predicted model, not a curated record